UCUCUCUCUCUCUCUCUCUCUCUCUCUCUCUCUCUCUCACACACACACACUGUCCUUUUCAACCGAACCGCCUUUUACUUCCCCCCAUCUUUUUCAACCACCGUUGUCUUCUCCAGACUUGAAUUGAAUUCCACUGUUCUAAUCGUUCCAUUAUUCUCCAGAUCUGUGUCGAUUUGAUUACUUUGCAGAUCCCCAAGAACCAAGCCCGUUAACAAUGGCGAAACUGCUGCAACUCUCACUCACCAUUCUCUUCGCACUCCUUUUAGUCCAACACACUCUAUGCGCAGAUCCACCAGAAUUCUCACCCACACCUCCCCCGCAACUCGGUGCCGGAUCGCACUCUCUGCCUCCAGACGCCUCUCCUUCUCAUUCUCCUUCUCCAGCUGUCAGUUCUCCUCCUGCGCCUCCGCCGUCAGGUCUCACUCCGGCUCAUUCUCCAGCCAAUUCUCCGUCUGAGAAAACUCCUCCUCCGGCUCCAUCAUCGGUUCCGGAAGUUGCGGGUGACAUCGGUCGGAAUGAUGUGAACGCAAAUGCUGACGGAUCUGAGAAGUCGCAUGGUGGAUUGAGUGGUGGACAGAAGGCUGGGAUAGUGAUCGGAGUCCUCGCCGCUGCGUGUAUGGUUGGGUUGGGAUGUAUACUCUACAGGAAGCGGCAGCAGAAUAUCCAGCGAUCUCAGUACGGGUACGCCGCCAGGAGAGAGAUUCUCUAGAUACAUUCAUUCUAUAUUAUACAUAUCAAUCUAUUAAUGUCAUCACAUAUAGAUUCGUAACAUUGAGAGUUUGGUGGUGCUGAUUUGUUUCAUUCUUUACUGCUAAGAGUAACAAUAAUUUUCAGUCAGAGAUCGAUCAAACAUUCAUUUUCAUUGGCUAUGUUUGAGUAUGUUUAAUUAUUUUUUUUCGGUUGGAGAACAAAAAAAAUGGAAAAAUAAAGU
Messenger RNA from Ilex paraguariensis (yerba mate), 931 nucleotides. The record is from the annotation of a GenBank genome assembly. NCBI's taxonomy places the organism in Eukaryota, Viridiplantae, Streptophyta, Magnoliopsida, Aquifoliales, Aquifoliaceae.